AACAACCAGAGAGCGACUCGAGAAUCUCUCUCCUUCAAGAACCGCAUUAUUUGGUCGUCAUGGAGAAGGACCCAAUAUCCUGCUCUGACGAAACCACCGAGAUGGAAGUGAACAGAGUGAAACUGAAGGAUAAAGCACUUAAGAAAGCCCUUAAAAAGAGAAAGAAAAGAGAAAAGGUACUGAAAAAGAGACUCAAGAAGUGCAAGAAGCAGGCAAGAGAAAAGCAAAAAAAGUCCAUCAAAAAGAAAGUGAAGAAACUGAAGAAGAAGUUAAAAAAGCUGAAGAAAGACAGGAAGAAAGAGAAUAAGAAGUUGAAGAAGGAGAGCUCGCACGAGAAGACAAAGAAGGAUUCAGCUGAACAAGGAAAACCUGACUCUAACAAGGAGAAAGGGCAGAGGCACUCCAAGAAGAAGCCAGAAGUGGUGGAGAAUGGCUCAGCAAUUGGCCCAAGUGUCGACAUGAUGAUGGUCAACCAAGCGACGGCACCUAUGACGAGAGAGGAUUGGGAAAAGCAGGAGAGUGUCCUACGGCGUGUCUAUGAUCAAGAGAGUGGGAGACAUAG
This is a messenger RNA of Penaeus monodon (black tiger shrimp), 562 nucleotides long. Its product is annotated as ADP-ribosylation factor-like protein 6-interacting protein 4. The record is from RefSeq and is a predicted model, not a curated record. NCBI's taxonomy places the organism in Eukaryota, Metazoa, Arthropoda, Malacostraca, Decapoda, Penaeidae.